GCCUGAAAACAGAAAGUUAGACUCAGAAAGUUGGAAAGAGACACCACUUGUCCACGGGGAUGGAAAACUGAUCGAGUCCACGAUUUUAGAAACUUUAGCUGGGAGAGAAAAAAGAGGAGCAAGGAUAAGCCUCAGGAUACUACAGAUUAUGUUGCUAUGGAAACCGGAACCUGGAAGCGGACGCAAGGACCACUGAAGGUGGACAUCCUCCCUUGACUGCAUCCUCGACACGUUACUGUCCCGCUGCGCGCUGUGGUGAGAGAAUGCUGUGGAGAAUAACUAUCCCGGUCAUACUGGCUGGGGUGCUCUGCAUCACCGCAGAGUCCAAAAAGCACCGGCCCCAGGGAUCCAUCCCAUCCCCACACAAGACCAAAGGGAACCUGUCCUCAGAACGUCACCACCGGCUAUUGCAGCAGAAACCAGAGGUGCUGUCCUCCAGCCGGGAGGCCUUGGUGGUGACGGAGCGCCGCUACCUUCGCAGAGACUGGUGCAAGACCCAACCCCUCCGUCAGACAAUCAGCGAGGAGGGCUGCCGCAGCCGCACUGUUGUCAACCGCUUUUGCUACGGCCAGUGCAACUCCUUCUACAUUCCCCGCCAUAUGGGUCCCAACUCGGGUCAAGGACAGAAUCGAGGCCAAGCCUCAGGCUCUGGAAGGAAAAGCAACAACAAGGCCCAGGAGCCGUUCCAGUCCUGCUCCUUCUGCAGGCCACACCGCAUCACACAGCUCACAGUGCAGCUGGACUGCCCAGACCUGCAGCCCCCUUUCAGACACCGUAAGGUGCAGAGGGUCAAACAGUGUCGCUGCAUGUCUGUAGAUGUGAGCGGCCAUGGGAAACUGUGAAGAAGGACUAAGGAGGCCUUUUGAGAUUGAAAUGACACACAAUCUGUCAAAUGCAGAAAUUCAUAAACUUUGCCAAACAAGGACUGGCUCCAAGUUGAACUAUGCUCAACAAUGAUUUAAUCAGAGACUAGCAGCCAUGUUGGCGAGCUGAUGGUGUUGAAAGAGACUGAUUCAAGUGGCUGCACAAGAGACACUGAUGACGAUGUAGCCAAUUUUAAACAUUAAGCAAGUUUCCCCUCCCUGUUAUUUCAAGUUCAUAUCUACCUGACUAUUUGUACAUGUGUCAUUCUAUUCCUUGGUGAUAAAGGAAAGAAAGUGCCUUGAAGGUUUAAAACUACAAAACAUAAAGGAUACUGCUGAUAUUUCAGCGUCUUAAAGAAACCGUAGAAAUAGCGUGACCCCUAUUAAUGUAUUAUGAAAUGUUUUAUGCAGGUGUAUCGACAGUAAUUACACACUUUGCCACAUUGUUUUAACCUGUAGGAGAUGUUGAUGGUGUUUUACAAGUAUUGUAUCUGUUAUCCUGUAUCUUUUCCUUGAAUCUUAUUAUGUCACAAAUGAUACACAAAGUGAUGUCAAGGAAAAGAUUUCAAGAAACAUGAAGCAACACAGCAAUGACCAGUGGCAUCCAGCUGCUUGUACAUUUGUCACACAUAUACUAGCCAGUGGGAAAAACAUACUGCAGCAUGUGUAACGGAGGUGCAAUGCAAUAUAAACAGUAUAUAU
This is a messenger RNA of Anoplopoma fimbria (sablefish), 1565 nucleotides long. It is a transcript of the gene grem2a, whose product is annotated as gremlin 2, DAN family BMP antagonist a. The coding region runs from base 264 to 842 and encodes 192 amino acids. Gene Ontology annotation, molecular function: BMP binding; receptor ligand activity. Gene Ontology annotation, biological process: animal organ morphogenesis. The transcript is spliced from 2 exons. The record is from RefSeq and is a predicted model, not a curated record. NCBI's taxonomy places the organism in Eukaryota, Metazoa, Chordata, Actinopteri, Perciformes, Anoplopomatidae.